Rhipicephalus sanguineus (brown dog tick) is the source of this 1217-nucleotide messenger RNA. It is a transcript of the gene HemK1, whose product is annotated as MTRF1L release factor glutamine methyltransferase. Gene Ontology annotation, biological process: protein methylation. The transcript has 5 exons. The record is from RefSeq and is a predicted model, not a curated record. NCBI's taxonomy places the organism in Eukaryota, Metazoa, Arthropoda, Arachnida, Ixodida, Ixodidae. Gene Ontology annotation, cellular component: mitochondrion. The coding region runs from base 428 to 1159 and encodes 243 amino acids. Gene Ontology annotation, molecular function: nucleic acid binding; protein methyltransferase activity.
CUCCUCGUGAUUAGAGCACGGCCACGGUCUAGCCCGGCCGUGAUUAGACAUUAGACCAAUUAGACUAUUUCUGAACAAAGCAGCAUUGUGGCAGCAUUGUGCCAUUGUGCUGUAGUAGCAUAUGGUAGUAGCAUUCUGCUAAUGGCCUGAUCAAUUUGCCUAGCUUAGGCUGUAACCGUUGCGUAGAUUAGUGCUACAUUCGCUUCCUCGAGCGAGUCGUGUGGUUUCAGUAUGAGGCAGGCGUGUUCGUGCUCAGCCGUACAGUUCGCAAAUUAUUGGAUGCGUGCAUUUAGUCGUGCCGGAAUCGAGCCAGGAGAGGCUAAAGCUUCACUCAGCUGUUUUCUCAGCAGUGUACUCGGCAGAAGAACGGCAUUAGAGGUCUAUUCAAACACGACCAGAAAGCGCGAAGCAUAUUCUACCUCGACAUAUGAAUCGACUAAACUACUACUGCCAAAGAAGAGCGCAAAGGUUGCCUGUUCAGUAUAUCUUGGGAGAGUGGAACUUUCACGGAUUGCCACUGAAAAUGUGCCCACCAAUAUUCAUUCCAAGACCCGAAACAGAAGCACUGGUGGACAUUGUUCUGUCGCACAUUAACCAUAGCGACGGUGGCACUAAAUGUAUCUUAGAUGUUGGCUGCGGCACAGGUGCCAUCUGCCUCGCUCUUGCUUCCCGAACUACUAAGGUUCAUUACACGGGAAUUGACAAAAAUGUGCUGGCAGUCAAGCUAGCUGAAGAAAAUGCCUCGCGACUGGGCUUGUCAGAGAGAGUUUCCUGCUACGUGGCUGAGGUGACAUCAACUGGCUUAAAAUGUUUACCACCUCAGUUGACGAGCUCAGUGUUUGAUGUCAUCGUCAGUAAUCCCCCUUACGUUGCCAUUCGAGAGUCCCACACACUUGAGCCAGAAGUACUGAGGCAUGAAGACCAUGCAGCUCUUUUUGCUGGCAUCGAUGGUUUGGACGUUGUGCGAGGCCUUCUGCAGUUGUCGAGGACAAGGCUCAAAGUUGGAGGGCAUCUAUUUAUAGAAGUGGGGCUCUCACAUCCGCCCCUCAUUCAAGCCACAUUGGCAGCUCAAGAGUACAGCCAGAUGUUCAAGCUGCUGGCAGUACACCCAGACUUCACCUUAAGGCCGAGGUUUGUUGAAAUCAAACGAAUAAAGUAAAAAUAUUUUAGUGGAGUCAGUAGCUGCAAAUGAGUUAAAUAAAGCAGUACUGACAUGA